CCUCAGAGCUUCAGCUGUUUCUGAUUCAGAGCAGCUUUCAGUUUGCAGCCAACACCGAGGAGCGUCUUCUUCUUCUGCUGCUGCUGCCGAUCAGACCUGGAGCAGUUUGGAUAUUAAACACUCAUUCUGGAUUUCUUCAUCAGUGGAUUAUAACACAGUUUGGAUACGGCCAUUUUUUUUUUUGGACACAUUUUUAAAUUUUUGUAUUCCCGAGGAUCCAGUGACUCCUGGAGUUGUUCCAGUUUCCAGUCUGAGGAGGGGUUUAUAUUUCCAGGGUUUUUUGUGUUGCUGUUGUGAGUCUGAAUGCCACAGGAUUACCCCCGGGCUGCAGUUCCCGCCCCGGCCUGCAAGGAGGCAGCAGAGAGCGGCCGGACGCUGGACACUCGCUCCGUCAACAUGAGCGACUUCUGGCACAAGAUGGGCUGCUGCGUGGUGGCUAAACCCCCCCCGAAGAAGACGAGGAGGAGGAUCGAUCGCACGAUGAUCGGAGAGCCGACCAACUUCAUCCACCUCACACACAUCGGGUCGGGAGAGAUGGGAGAUGCUCUGCAGCCGUCGGGGACGGUGCAGGAACAGAUGAGGUCUAAAGGCCCAAACACGAACGGCAGGAACAGCCUGUUAUAGCCGGAGCGUGUGGACACCCCUCUCUGCUGAAGUUCCUUUGAGCAGCGCUCUGAUGGCAGCCACCAGCAGGGGGCGCUCACACGUCUCUCCUCUAAGGAUUAUCACUUCCUGUGACUCUUCAGCAAAGUAUUAUCUACAAAAAAACCACCAAAGGCAAGGACUACAUCUCCCAGCAUGCCUUUGGAGUCCCCUCGGUGCACAUUGACAUCAAACAGACAUUUUAUUAUACAUUUUAAAGUAUAAAAUAUUUUAAAUUCAAAGUAAAAAGUUGUCCUUAUGUAUUAUAUUAAUUUCAACAACCCAUGAUUCAUCGGACUCCAUUUCCCAGAAUGCUGUUCUACUGCAGGUUAACGGCAGAUGACAGAAUGUCUGUAUUUAAAAGAAAAAAGUGUCUUCAAUGUGUUAAACUGUCUUUAUAAAAGACUACAUUUCCCAGCAUUCAUAGGGGAUUCCUUUUCUAAACACUUCCUCGAUGGACUACAUUUCCCAGGACUCUCCUCAGUUUUGUUGACUGUGCAUUGUUCACAAGGCCUCAGCGAUGUGUGUGUGUGUGUGUGUGUGGUGGUUGUGUGUGUGUUGUGUGUGUGUGUGUGUGUGUGUGUG
Messenger RNA from Trematomus bernacchii (emerald rockcod), 1227 nucleotides. It is a transcript of the gene cdc42se1, whose product is annotated as CDC42 small effector 1. The transcript has 5 exons. Gene Ontology annotation, cellular component: plasma membrane. Gene Ontology annotation, molecular function: small GTPase binding. The record is from RefSeq and is a predicted model, not a curated record. Bases 304 to 624 code for a protein of 106 amino acids. NCBI's taxonomy places the organism in Eukaryota, Metazoa, Chordata, Actinopteri, Perciformes, Nototheniidae. Gene Ontology annotation, biological process: regulation of Rho protein signal transduction.